AGUUUUCCUCAGUUCUUUUCUUCAGUUAAACACACUGUGAAGAGUCCAAAAAGAAAAAUGAUGCGCGCACACAGGGAGGGUGCUUUGAUGAGGAAAUCAUCGCCGUCGGUGAUGAAAUCAAGAAUAUUAACGGCGGUAGCCAUUGGGAUUUCCAUGGGUUGCCUCUUCGCUUUUCUAUAUCCUCACGGUUUCCUCUCUUUCUCCGCUGCUGCUUUCCGCUCUCGCCGCUUCCAGAUUCUAUCUUCCGACUGUGAACCGUCUGAAAGGUUGAACUUGUUGAAAUCGGGGUAUGCGGCGGCAUACGAGAAAAACAAAGAUUUGCAACGACAGGUUAAGGAGCUAACUGAAAAGGUUAGGUUAGCUGAACAAGGGAAGGAACAUGCAAAUAAACAAGUUGAAGCGUUGGGUAAACAGAGUAAAGCUGGGCCUUUAGGAACUGUUAAAGGUUUAAGAACGAACCCCACAGUAAUUCCAGAUGAACUCGUUAACCCGAGAUUGGCUGAAAUUCUGGAAAAUGUUGCUGUCCAAAGAGAGCUUAUAGUGGCACUUGCAAAUCGGAAUGUGAAGGCAUCGUUGGAGGUUUGGUUCACUAGCAUUAAGAGAGUUGGCAUAACUAAUUAUUUGGUUGUUGCCUUGGAUGAUAAGAUUGCUGAAUUUUGUGAGUCGAAUGAUGUUCCUGUGUAUAAGAGAGAUCCUGAUGAAGGGAUUGAUACCAUUGGGAGGACAGGGGGUAACCAUGCUGUGUCGGGAUUGAAAUUUCGUAUCCUGAGAGAGUUUUUGCAGCUGGGGUAUAGCGUUCUCCUUUCGGAUGUCGAUAUUGUGUAUUUGCAUAACCCUUUCAAUUAUCUUUACCGGGAUUCGGAUGUGGAAUCCAUGACUGAUGGCCAUGAUAACAUGACUGCUUAUGGAUUCGAUGAUGUCUUUGAUGAACCUGCAAUGGGAUGGGCUCGAUAUGCACACACGAUUCGGAUAUGGGUUUAUAACUCCGGUUUCUUCUAUAUCAGACCAACAAUUCCUUCAAUCGAGCUUUUAGAUCGCGUGGCUAGUCGCCUCGCGAACGAACCAAGGUCAUGGGACCAGGCGGUUUUCAAUGAGGAACUCUUUUUCCCUUCUCAUCCCGAGUACGAAGGACUUCAUGCUGCUCGGAGAACCAUGGAUUUCUAUCUCUUCAUGAACAGCAAAGUCCUUUUCAAGACUGUGAGAAAAGAUGCUAGACUGAUCAAGCUUAAGCCGGUCAUUGUUCACUUAAAUUACCAUCCUAAUAAGCUCGAGAGAAUGAAAGCUGUCGUCGAAUUCUAUGCUAACGGCAACCAAGAUGCACUGAAAGCUUUUCCGGACGGUUCGGAAUGGUAAAUUAUGCUUCGCACAAAUUCACCAGUGGACACCGGGUGUGAAAGACUAGUCCCGUAAACGGUUCAAACCGAAGCAUAUUCGUGACACGGACAUGAUUACACAUACAAAAUAAAAGAAAGUGGUUCCCUUCGCUUUAUUCCCCCUGCUUCUGCAGAAAGCAAAGAUAGGAUAUCUACAAAGGUAUAUGGUUUUACUUUAUUCCAUUUUUGCUUUAAAGAUUUGUUCUUCGACUGCUCCGGGUUUACAUUGCAAAGGUUUAUAACAGUUCAAAGUUCGAAUCGAUCGACAUGUAACUCGAUUCAUUCACUUUUCAAUAUGUAUGUUAAUGUGGAGAAGUACUUAACCAGGGUUUGUGCUUGAGGUCUUUCAUUUAGAGAAUAA
Messenger RNA from Hibiscus syriacus, 1734 nucleotides. Its product is annotated as arabinosyltransferase RRA3-like. Gene Ontology annotation, biological process: root hair cell development. The record is from RefSeq and is a predicted model, not a curated record. The transcript has 2 exons. Lineage: Eukaryota; Viridiplantae; Streptophyta; Magnoliopsida; Malvales; Malvaceae. The coding region runs from base 58 to 1353 and encodes 431 amino acids. Gene Ontology annotation, molecular function: glycosyltransferase activity.